Messenger RNA from Funneliformis mosseae, 436 nucleotides. Lineage: Eukaryota; Fungi; Glomeromycota; Glomeromycetes; Glomerales; Glomeraceae. The record is from the annotation of a GenBank genome assembly.
AGCGGCGGCUGAUAUAUUAUUUGUACCAAGUAAAACAGAAAGUUUUGGAUUAACAGCAGCCGAAGGAUUAUUGUUUGGAUGUCCAAUAGUUAGUACCGGCGUAGGAGGAUUAAAAGAAUUUUUAGUUAAUAAGACAAGUUCAAGUAUGAAAGAUGGUUAUAAUUCUUAUUUAUUUAAUUUAUUAGAUGAAACAAACAUUAAACUUUCAAUUAAUGAAAUGAAAGCGGCAUUAAAUAAUUCUAUAAAUGAUUUAAAGAUAUUAAACAAUAAUCUUAUUGAAAAGGAAAUAUUUAUUAGAGAUUUAAUUAAGGGGGCAUUAAGAUUAGGAUGGAAUAGACCUGGCGGUCCCGUAGAAAUGUACACCAGAACAUAUAGAAUGGCUUUAUUAAAAUUAAGAAAAAAUAUUGAUCAUGUAGAAACAUUAUUAAGCGGAUAA